Molecule: messenger RNA, 771 nt
Organism: Diplodia corticola
Lineage: Eukaryota; Fungi; Ascomycota; Dothideomycetes; Botryosphaeriales; Botryosphaeriaceae
Product: cysteine proteinase
Exons: 3
Coding region: 1-771 (256 amino acids)
Biological process (GO): protein deubiquitination; ubiquitin-dependent protein catabolic process
Cellular component (GO): cytoplasm
Molecular function (GO): cysteine-type deubiquitinase activity
Source: RefSeq, a predicted model, not a curated record
AUGGCCACCGAACAGGAACGACUCGACAACCCUGACGUCCCCAAGGGCAAGAAGAGCUUCGUCCCUCUCGAAAACAACCCGGAGGUGAUGAGUGCGCUCGUGCACAAGCUCGGCCUGUCCACGAAGCUAGCUUUCCACGAUGUCUUCAGCAUCGACGAGCCAGAGCUGCUUGCUUUCGUUCCCCGCCCGGCGCACGCGCUGCUACUCAUCUUCCCGGUCAGCCAGACGUACGAGAAAUUCCGCCGGGAGGAAGACUCUAGCAAGCCCGAGUAUGAGGGUUCUGGGGACGGCGAGCCCGUUGUGUGGUAUAAGCAGACGAUCGGCAAUGCGUGCGGCUUGAUCGGGCUGCUUCACGGCGUGUCCAACGGCAAAGCCCGCUCGCAAAUCGAGCCAGGAAGCGACCUUGCGAAGCUUCUCGCCAGCGCCAUUCCCCUCAAGCCCGCUUCCCGCGCGGACCUCCUCUACGAAUCGCAAGCCCUCGAGAGUGCGCACCAGUCGGCCGCCUCGGGGGGUGACACGGCUGCCCCCGAGGCGGACGCCGCCGUCGACUUGCACUAUGUCUGUUUCGUCAAGUCGGAGGACAAUCGGCUGUGGGAGAUGGAUGGAAGGCGCAAGGGUCCCCUCGACAGAGGCGUGUUAGGCGCUGAUGAGGACGUGCUGUCGGAGAAGGCGCUGAAUCUUGGCGUGCGGAGCUUCCUGAAGCGCGAACAAGAGGCAGGAGGUGGCGAUCUGAGAUUCAGCUUGAUCGCCUUGGCUCCCAGCUUUGACUGA